Messenger RNA from Physella acuta, 2963 nucleotides. Its product is annotated as caspase-14. NCBI's taxonomy places the organism in Eukaryota, Metazoa, Mollusca, Gastropoda, Physidae. Gene Ontology annotation, molecular function: cysteine-type endopeptidase activity. The record is from RefSeq and is a predicted model, not a curated record. Gene Ontology annotation, biological process: proteolysis.
UCCAUGUCUUGUGAUAAUCUCCUCAGUCUUACUCUUAGCUUAGGGCUUAGGCCUACUCGACUUUUAACUUAAAAACUCUUAUUACUUUUGGAAAUAAAACUAGAUUUAGAUCUAGAUCUAGAAAUGUUUACAUAAUGUGGACAAAGAUGCUGUUUAAAAUUGCACUAUACCAUUACUAACCUACUAACAACAGGCCUUAAAUAAUAGGGGCCUACCAAGAAGAAAUUUUCUGGUUCAGUAAUCUGCUACAAGUAGGCCUACUUCAUCACAUUUCAAAGAAAUGUUUGCCUCAAAGCUACUGAAGGAUCACAGUAACAUAGUUCAGGUCAUGAACUGCUGCAUACAUGACAUUUCUUCAGCUGUUGAUUAUGCAAAAUUAAAACCCCACAUAGCGGACUUGAUUUCACCUAUUGUCAUUGGUAAAAUUGAGUGUGGAGAAGGAACAUAUGAGAAGAUGACAAGAGUUUGUGAUAGUGUCAAACAAUUAUCCUUGGAAGAUUUUAAAAAGUUUGUUGAUGCUGUUUCAAAAAUCAAUAACACUGCUGCAAACAAAAUUAGGGAAAAAUACUUUCAAGUAACUUCAGAGCCAUUAACACAUGAGACUGACACUGUACCAGUUCCAUGUUCAUAUGAUGAUCAUGAUCAACCACCUGUUGUAUGUUCUAAUUCAAAUGCAGCUUCUUCAGUGGCUCCAAUACCGACCUUCCCUCAUAUAAAUCAACGUUCAUUUAUAGGAUCACAUCAUGAGGAAUCAAACUAUCCAAUGGACACAGACCCCCGUGGAUUUGCCCUUAUAAUUAACAAUGUGAAUUUUGGAAAUACUAGUAAUGAUAGAGUGGGAAGUGAUGAGGAUGCCAACAGAUUGCAUAACAUGUUUAAGUAUUUGGGGUUUGAAGUUUCUACAGAAAGAAACAAAACAGCAAAGGAAAUGCUGCAAGUGUUAAAAGCUUUUGCACAAUAUAGACACCUUCAUUCUGGAAGUGCUCUUGCUGUUGCAAUACUGACACAUGGGCACGAAAAUGAGAGGCUUUGUGGUGUAGAUGGGCAAUGCAUUUCAAGAAUUGAUAUUCAACAAAUAUUCAAAAUUGGUAAUUGUAAACAGAUGAAGGGUAAACCCAAGCUCUUCAUAAUUCAAGCUUGCAGGGGAGAUUCUGAAGAUAUAUUAACAGAUAGUGCUCAACAACUUAGCCAUGACAGUCCUAGCUUCUAUGCCGAUUCCAACAAAAUUGGAACAGGAGCUGCUGAAAGGGAUCUGGAUCGUACAGCAGAAACAGCUGACAUGUGCUUUGUUUAUUCUUCUUCCUUAGGUUACAAAGCAUACAGAAGACAAAUGGGAAGUCCUUUUAUUGAGACUUUGACAAAUUGUAUUGUGCAGCGUGCUCAUAAUACUGAAUUUUCCGAAAUUAUGAGAGAGGUUCAGAGAAGACUGAGCAACAUGCGUCUUGGAGCAGAUGAGAGUGUCAUGACACUACCAGAUUUGACAACACAGUUGCUUAAAAAAUUAUAUUUUAACCCUCCUUUGUCCAGUAGAGAUGCAGCAAAUUAUUAAAUCUAGCUGUAUACUUUGAUAAGUUUAAACAAUCCUUGAUAGUUGAGUAUAAGAUAGUUUACCACAGAUUAAGUAUAUUCAGCAUUUGUUUAGUGGUAUCAUAUUUUGAACACAAAUAUUUUGUAAACAGUCUGAUUUAUCUGGAGCUAUUUCAUAGUAGAAUAUGUAUGAAUCCAGCAAUUACAGAUAGAACAUAGUCUAAACUAUUCAACAUCAUCUCCUAUUAAUAAUAUAUCUAACAGAAUACUUUUAUUAUCAUAGGCUAACAGAAUUCCAGUUUUCAUGGUUGGUUUUUUGUAAUUAAAUAUUUUACUGAAAGGUAAAGCUAAUAAAUAAUAAACUAAUCACUUAUGAUAAUAAUAGACCUGAAAUGUUCUGGAACCUUGUUUGAUUUGUGUUGAAUAGAGCGUAACAAAACUCUUGGUCCAGAAAGCACAAAAAUGGUGUGAUCUUUUAAUUCAUAGAUACCUGUCUUAAAUGUAGAUAUUCUAUAUUAAAAUUUGUAGAUAUUCUAAUAUUUAUAGAUAUUCUAUUUUCAUAUAUAUCAUUAUUUUUCUAACGUGAUGGUGUGGUUAAGUGGAAGACGUGACCAAUAAGUUUUAAGUUUGGUUAAUGGGUUUGAGUCAACAGGACAUUCUUGAGUCCACCCUCCUGUUCAAAUGGGUACCUAUUAAAUAUAUUUUAAUAUAACAGUGUUUUACAAUCCCAAAUGUUGAUAAUUUGAAAAACAAAUUUUUAGAGGGUUUUUUUUUUACCGAAACUAGCCAUCUGACUCUAAUAGAGUUAGUAAAAGAAGAAUCAAUCUUUAUAUGAUAAAUAUACAUGUUAAUUUUUUUUAACCUUAAGACCUCCACAAGAAAUUGUUUUUUUUUAAGAUGGCUACCAUUUCCAUAGCAACUAUAUUUGCAAAAGAGUCCUUGCAUGCAAAUAUUUGCCCUUAAGUAUCCUAACUUAGGACACAUCAAUAAACAAAAAAGGCUUAUUAAUUCAGAAGCUUUUUUUUUUGGUAGCUUAACCCCCUAAGUCAGUGAUUUUUAAAUGGUGGAUGAGUAUACAUAUGAAUAACUAUUCUUUCAUGAUAUUCUGAAGUCAGAGAAACAAGACAAACUAUACUUCAUAUGUUCAAAGACUGCCUAUUCUGAAAGUAUGCUUUAUUUUAUUUGGACAUUUUCUUUUAGCAAGCAUUAUUAUAUUACUUUUAUGUAUAACUAAUGUUUAAAAUGCCCUAAAAAUGUUACAAUAAUUCUUUUAAAUUGAUUUUUAACAAAAUGCUUUGUAAUCCAAUGGUGGAGAGUGUUCAAGGGUUCAGUGGCGUAGCGAGGUAGGGUGCGGCACAUAAUGGUGUCACCCCCCAGAGGCAUAGCGACCAUUCCUGGGGACAAACUUUCAAAUUUUCAAUUUGCACCCCCCCCCC